AUGGAAGAUAAAACAGACUUUUUUACCCCUCUCACAGAGGAGGAAAAGCGUCCCAUGCAUAAGUCAACAUUUACUGCAUACGUUAAACCUACUUUUUUUAAAGAAAAGUCGAUGGGUGAUUUAGGGGAUGAUGAUGUAGAAAACUCUUCACCUGAAAAAAAAAAUGUUUUGAAAGCUGAAGAAAUUCGUAAAUAAGAAAUUUUAAGAAAAAGGCAAACUGAUGGCUACUUUCAAGGAUAAAAGGUGAAAAAAGAAAAGAAAAAGAAGCAUAUUUUCGCUCGUAAAGCUACUUAUUUACCUAAAGCUGAUAAACUACGUAUCUCAACAAUGGUGGUAGAAGAGUACAGAUAAUAUCCUACCAAUUACAGAGAUUUAGGAUAUGGUUGCAUUAUUAACUUUAUCUGCUAUAUUUGCAACUUGUAUAUGUAGGGAUUUAGUAGAUUGAUGAAAUACUGUGGAGAUAUUUGUGGUAAAUUAGAAGAUAAAUACACUUCUGCGAAUGUAGGUUAUGGAAUGAUGAUUCUAUCAAACACUUUAUAUUUGGUUCCUACAUUAUUCAUUAAAUGUAACCCCCACAUUGAUUUCUCCUUGGCUGUUAUGUCAAGAGGUAUAUUAUCGAUAAUCUUUAUUUCUUAAAUGGCACAUGUAAAGAGACAAGAGUUAACUGACUUCCCCAACUCAGAUAUCAAAUUAUUAGUUUAUAGAGCAUUUUUGACUGCUAUUUCUUAGCUCUACUUCUUUUUUGCUUUAGGCAAGUUACCACUUUCUAUAAAUAUGGUUAUUUCAAAUACAGGACCUAUAUUUGUAUUUAUCAUGUCAGUCUUUUUCUUUAAUGGCUAAAUGCAAACCAAGGAUGUUAUUGGUAUUAUGAUUGCAAUUUGCGGUGUAUUUUGUGUUGUAAACCCCAAACUUGUAGAAAGCCUAUUAGGUUUUGGCAAAUAAACUUAAGUAGAAGAUCCUUCAUAAGAAGCAAAAAAGGAAUUCCAUUACGCUGAAGGAGCAGAAAGACUUCUUUACAUUUGUGUUUUCCUUGUUAUUUAUGUAGGUUGGGCAUAUGGUAUAUUAAUAGUUAAGUAAUUGAAAAAAGCUAACACAUUUGCUAUGAACUUCUUUGUAUCUAUUGCUUUCUUUUUGGUAGGCGCUUUUACAAUUUUAUUCAGACCUUCUACGAUAUUUAAUUUAAGCUUCUGGGAUGUAAUGGCGUUAAUUUUUCUCGUUGGUCUGUUUUCCUUUGGAUCUUAAUAUACAUUUAUCACUUCUACAUUUUUGAAUCAUAAUCAUGGUCCCUUAACAAUGCUAGGUUAUUUAUCUGUAGUUAAAUCAUAUAUUAUUUAAGUUAUCUUUUUCAAUGAAGUUCCUUCAAUUACUGAAAUAGCAGGUUCUGUAUUAGUGCUCUUAGGUGUAGCUAAAAUUGUCAUUAAUUGA
This is a messenger RNA of Tetrahymena thermophila SB210, 1425 nucleotides long. Its product is annotated as integral membrane protein DUF6 containing protein. The transcript has a single exon. Lineage: Eukaryota; Ciliophora; Oligohymenophorea; Hymenostomatida; Tetrahymenidae. The record is from RefSeq and is a predicted model, not a curated record. Gene Ontology annotation, cellular component: membrane.